Periconia digitata is the source of this 1953-nucleotide messenger RNA. The record is from the annotation of a GenBank genome assembly. Lineage: Eukaryota; Fungi; Ascomycota; Dothideomycetes; Pleosporales; Periconiaceae.
AGACCCUUCAGACAACUACGAACAGAAAACAAUAACCGGAAAAUUCUCAUCGUGCAUUAUUAUACUCGAGUGAACCAUCAAAUCAUCUCCGGAUACCUCGAUCCGCCAAGAUUCUUCGUGGCAAAUUGAAAGAGCAGGGCAGCCGAGCAGUGGCGAAACUCGCAACGACAACAACGAUCAAAAGCUUCGGCACCAAAUUGCAGGGACCAAGACAAGAUAUCAGAAAAUCGAGUAUUUGGGGUUUGACAGCUGGAUUUCCCGGGAAGCAAAUCAUGGGUUCUACACAAGACGACACUCAGCAAGGGGCGAAGAAGAUUGUUAUCGUCGGUGGUGGUAUCAUCGGUAGCACAACGGCUUACUAUCUCUCGCACCACCCCUCAUUCAACCCGUCUAGAGGCGACAGCAUCACGCUCUUGGAAGCGACUAAGAUUGCAGGUGGCGCGAGUGGAAAGGCUGGUGGUCUUUUGGCGCUCUGGGCGUAUCCGAGAUGUAUUGUUGGUUUGAGUUAUCGGUUACACAAAGAGCUUGCGGAGAAGCACAACGGCUCUGAGCGAUGGGGCUAUCGCGGAGUGAACUGUGGCCAACUUGAUAUGCGUGGCGUUUUGUCACCUCCACAAUCAUCAUCAGGGAACACCAAAGCCGAGACCGAUGACUCAGCUGCCUCCAAUGUUUCCCUUCAAAAGCGCUCAGACAAGGCUCUUGCGCUUCUCCACGCCGCAGGCAUACCCAAGGAUCUCGAUUGGGUUGCCCCCGAAGGAGUCCAAGGCUACGAAUCCAUGGGCGAUCCCAGCACAACCGCACAAGUGCACCCCUACAACUUCACGACGAGCAUGGCGCAGCUAGCGGAAGAGAAAGGCGUCCGCAUCGUCUACGGAAGCGCAACGAAGAUCGAAAAAGCCGGAGGCAAAGUGACAGGCAUCUCUUACCGUCCCAAAACCUCAUCUUCAGAAGACCAAACAGUAGCACCAGAAGAAAAGCUAGAAGCAAACGCUGUAAUUCUGACCGCCGGUCCAUGGACUCCGACAGUCUACCCUUCCGUCCCCAUCUCUGCCUUACGCGCCCACUCCGUCACCAUCCGCCCCUCCCGUCCCGUCUCAGCAUACUGCCUCUUCACCUCCAUCUCUCUUCCUAAACCCAACUCCAAGCGCACUACAACAGCAACCCCAGAAAUAUAUGCCCGCCCUACAAAUGAAAUCUACGCUUGCGGCGAAGGCGACACACUCGUCCCCUUACCUUCCUCGUCAUCCGAGGUCGAAACAGACAUCUCCCGCUGCAACGACAUCGUCACGCAAGUACAAGCCAUCAGCCCCGAGUUGCGCGAUGGCGAAGUGUUGGUGCGGCAAGCGUGUUAUCUACCAAACGUGGAUAGCAGGAAAGGCGAGGGACCGAUCAUCGGGGAGUCUUCGAAGGUGAAGGGGCUGUUCAUUGGGGCUGGACAUACGUGUUGGGGGAUUCAGAAUGGGCCGGGGACGGGGUUGUGUUUGAGUGAGUUGGUGUGGGAGGGCAAAGUUAAGAGCGCGAGGAUUGAGGAGUUGGGAUGUAAGCAGUUGGGCGUGUGAGAGUGAUGCGGUAUGGUAUCUGAUGUGGAUAGACGAAAGGUGAGCGGUUGGAGGUUGGGUAUUCUUGGGAGCGGAUUGGGGGGCAAAACGGCACGAUAUUGAUUUACAUGGCUGUAUAUACUGAACAACCAAUUUUGUAAGAUUCCUUUCGCACUACUCAUCUAUAAGUUGACCCUCUCGGUCUCAAUACCAUGGAGAAUUUAAACUCAACAUUGAAAUCCAAACCUCAACUUCUGCCCUGGCCAUUCCAGGAUUUAAAAAGCAGAAACACUUCUUGUCAAUCAACCAUCAACACACAAUGCAUCCCCACUCCAUCCCCCUAAACCCCCUCGAAUCAAUCUCAAUCGAGAAAAAAAGAAACAAAAUACCCCCAAAACCACCAACCCAUAAAGAG